Struthio camelus australis is the source of this 4815-nucleotide messenger RNA. NCBI's taxonomy places the organism in Eukaryota, Metazoa, Chordata, Aves, Struthioniformes, Struthionidae. The record is from RefSeq and is a predicted model, not a curated record.
GUUGCUUAUCCAGCCCAAUAUGGCUUUUCACCGCUUUGCGUGUGCUGCUGACAAGUCCUCUCGCUGCCUUUGUUCCAGACGUACUGCGGCUCGGCCUGUCAUGGAGGGAGCCCGGCAAACUAGGAUUUGUCGCCCGCACAAGAUCAGUGAGUCCUCGAAGGUGUACAGAUGGGAUGACCACUCUAGUCUUGUUCUUCAGAGUCUGAAUGAGCAGAGGCACCGAGGCCUCUUUUGUGAUAUUGUCCUUGUGGUGGAUGAACAGAGAGUCCCUGCCCAUCGGAACCUCCUAGCUGUUUGCAGUGACUACUUCAACUCUAUGUUCACUAUUGGUAUGCGAGAAGCCCACCAGAAAGAGGUUGAACUUUUUGGAGCCUCUUAUAUAGGUCUCAAGGCUGUGGUAGAUUUCCUGUAUGGCAGCGAGCUGUCUUUAGAUGGCGGCAAUAUUGACUAUGUGCUCGAAACAGCUCAUUUGCUGCAGAUCUGGAAGGUGGUUGACUUCUGUUGCGAGUAUCUUGAGAAUGAAGUCAGUGAGGAGAACUAUCUGUACCUGCAAGAGCUAGCCUCUAUAUACAACCUGAAGCGCCUUGACUCCUACAUUGAUUCUUUCAUCUUGCAGAACUUUGGCACGCUGUCUUUCACCCCAGACUUCCUGCAGAACGUUUCCAUGCAGAAGUUGUGCCAGUACCUGGACAGCAGCAACGUGCAGCAGGAGUGUGAGCAUGACUUGCUGCAGGCUGCCUUGCAGUGGCUCACCCAGUACCCGGAAAGGGAGAAUGAGGCUUACCAGGUUCUGGAUAACAUUCACUUUCCUUUGAUACCUAAAAGCGAUCUUCUCCAUCGAGUCAAGCCUGCUGUCUGCUCCCUUCUUCCCAAAGAAGCAAACUGUGAGGGAUUUAUAGAGGAAGCGGUGAACUAUCAUAAUAAUGUCACUGCUCAGCCAGUGCUGCAGAACAAACGGACUGCUCUGAGAACUAGCGAGGAAAGGCUCCUCUUUGUGGGCGGGGAGGUUUCCGAACGGUGCCUAGAACUGAGUGAUGAUACCUGCUUCUUGGACAUCAGAAAGGGGCAAUGGGUAGCAGAAACGCCUCUGCCAGCCAGACGAAGUCACCACUGUGUUGCAGUCUUGGGAGGCUUCAUCUUCAUAGCUGGAGGCAGUUUUUCAAGAGACAAUGGAGGGGAUGCAGCUUCAAAUCUCUUAUAUAGGUAUGAUCCCCGCUGUAACCAGUGGAUAAAGGUUGCCUCCAUGAGACAACGACGUGUAGAUUUCUACUUGGGAGCUAUUUCCGACAUGCUGGUAGCUGUUGGUGGCAGGAAUGAAAAUGGGGCACUUUCUUCAGUUGAGACCUAUAGCCCUCAAAAAGAUACAUGGUCCUAUAUAGCAGGCUUGCCAAGGUUUACUUAUGGCCAUGCUGGAACAGUCUACAAGGAAUUUGUGUACAUUUCAGGAGGCCAUGAUUACCAAAUUGGCCCAUAUAGAAAAAAUCUGCUCUGCUAUGAUUAUCGCACAGAUGUUUGGGAGGAGAAAAGGCCAAUGAUCACUGCCCGGGGGUGGCACAGUAUGUGCACCUUGCAGGACCAUAUCUACUCCAUUGGAGGCAGUGAUGACAACAUAGAAACCAUGGCCCGUUUUGACAUUCUGAGUGUGGAGUCGUACAGCCCUCAGUGUAAUCAGUGGACCAGAGUUGCUCCUCUGUUGCAAGCAAACAGUGAGUCAGGGGUGGCAGUUUGGGAAGGCAAGAUUUAUAUUCUUGGAGGCUACAGCUGGGAAGAAACCGUCUUCUCCAAAACAGUCCAAGUUUAUGAUAAGGAGAAAAAUAAGUGGUACAAAGGAACUGACUUACCCAAAGCAAUUGCUGGUGUGUCUGCGUGUGUCUGUGCAUUGAAACCUAAAACAGAUGACAAAAAGAAAAAGUCAAAAACAAAAAAACAUCAAGAUCGAGGAAGAUGACUACUUCUGGAUAACCAGCCUUUGAGGGUGGACUGCAAAGGAACUUUAUAUUGAAACAUUUCUUUCUAACCUUGAUUGUUUUCUUUUAAAAUGGAAACAAAAGAAAGUGUCUUCUGCAGCCUCAGAAAAUGUACAAUUGAAUGUGGGUUUUUUGGUGGGUUUCUUUUUUUUUGGAUUGAGCUCAUGUUUAAGGUUAAAAACAACAAAAACACAAACUGCAAAACCCCCUACUACUGUGUAAGGGGUGAGGUGACAAGAGAGGUUAUGCCACUCUCCUGAAUGUUAUGGCAUAGUCUUUUACUUCUGUGGUUCAUGGCAUUUCCAUGCACAUUGUAUUCUAUUGAUGUUUUAAAAUGAAACUGAACCUUUGGCUGAGAUGAUAAUGUAGACAGAAGGCAGAGUACUGAGUGUCUAGUUUGAAGUUACAGAGCAGUUCAGAGAAGUUCCAAGAGCAACUGCUAAGAAAAAAUAAAAUGGAACUUGGACAUUGUUGUAAAUUUUGAAUUUUUGUUCCAUUAAAUUUCAUUUACAGUGCGUUCUUGAGUUGUUAGUAUCAGAUUUCUGGAACACAUGAGUGUUCAAAGAGAAUAUUGCUUUUGGUGAAUGCAAGUCAGAGUAGCUUAUUGAGCAAAUAACUUCACUAUACUCUUAAGAUUCAGAAGAUGUUACUAGGUGGCUAAAGAAUAGAUGGGAGUGACAUGGGCUGGGAGUGACAGCACUGUGAACUCUGAAAUCUGGGAAAGAUUACAUGAACCUGCAUCCCUUGUUGGCAGCAGGAACUGUUCAACAUUUUUCAUAACUAAACACAAGAGCAAGCUUUUCUUAGCCUUCAAAACCUGCCCCAGAACGAGAAGAAAACUACUGAAGUGCUUGGGAAGACUUGAGGAUAUGGAUGGAAACUGUAUAGUUUGCCUGGAGCUUCAAAGCAGAUGGAACUGAUACAGUUCAUUGUGAGGCUGGGGGUGGCUAUGCAGGUAACGGGGAAAAAUGGCAGGAGGAGCCUCUAGGUGAACCUGAAGCAAGAGUAUGUCCUUCCCAGCCCCUUCAGGCCAUAGAAGCUGGGAUCUGCUUCAUUUACCUUGGGGCUCACAAUGGUUGCUACUAGUAGCAAGUGCGCAUUUGGGAUGUGUGUACUGGCACGUCUGCUAUGAAGAAGACCCUGAUUAACCCAGGGUAAUUAUUUGAGAUUCAAUAAUCCUGAGGAAAAAGCAACUUGGAUUUUUUAUUUGAGCUAAUAGCCCACUCCCUCCUGCCCAAGUUCAAAAUGGAUUUUCAUGGAACUGAUAGGCUUGGUGGGGACUCCAACCCAGGGCUUGUCAGGCAUGCAACAGAACAUCUUCCCCAGCAAGAAGGGUUUGAAACGGAGAAAAUUAAAAUAUUCUCAGGGCUGCGUUUGGGGCCCAGACAGAAGGACUGUGAAUUGCAUGUUGGUCGGUGUCACGUUAUCCUCUGCAUACCAAGUAAAGAGAUUUCUGACCCAAGUGUUAGUCCGUCCUCUACAAACACAGCUCAUUCUGCUGCAGAUAUUAAAAUUCCCCGACUGUCUGGCCAGCCUUGGGUCAUUCACCCUGGGGCGUUUUACAAACGCACCUCUGACUUGCAAGAAGUUGAUCACCAGCAAUCUGAUCCAACCGCUUUAGUUAUUGUAAUAAUGCCAGGCCACAGACUAGUAUUCCUCCUUCCCAAAAGAAGAAAGUUUUAGAAAGUUUUUAAAAACUUUUAUACUCUUUUAUAGCACAUUUUGCUAACUUAGUCUCUUGUUUGCCAUAUAUUAUUUACUAUGGAAGCUACUGCUCUGUAACUGUGGCCCUAUUGUUGCUGUCAGGAACUCAUAACUAGAUGGAUCUUUCAGUCUACGUGUAUGGUUGGUUGGGAUGCGAUGCAGCUGUUAAAGCAGCAUUUACAUUCUCGGCAUUGUUAGGCAGUCAGCUAUAAUUGUGACUAUUGUACAGCCUCUUCACUGAUAGUCCGGCAUGUCAGACAUGCUAAAAAACAUUCUUUAUUUUCAGCUAUUGGUGAUCUCCUGAGUGGAUUUCAAGAGCUUUAGUUUAAAGUUCUGCUGGGGAACUCUUUUUUAUUAUUAUUACUUUUUUUCCUCCCCUCUCUCUUUUCCCUCAGUCUUCCUUUCACAACUCCCUUGUCAUGCACCAUAAGCAUCUAUUUCAAUUUGCCCUUUUUUUUUUUCCACCCAGUGCACAUGCAGUCAAUAUCCUGAUACCCUGUUUUUUGCAACUCUUUAUGCAUUAAUGAGGAUUAAUUGGAAAACAGUAGAGAACAUUUUUGCACUUAAAAAUGUCAUUUGAAGAUCUUGCAAUUUAGAGAAUUCCUAGAUCUGUUACAAUAACUUGUAUUGAAAGAAGUACCUCUCAGUAAACUUCUGGAGUGCAAGGAAGUUACAGGACUUUCCCAGUGCUAAGAAAGGAUUUGAGAAAACUGGUUAUGAGAUGAAUGUUGUAAAACUCCUUGAUAUUUUUGGGGGUGUUUAAAAAACAUACCUAAGGAGUUUGUCUUUCACUUGCAUUAAUGAAUUUGUUUUAAAGCCUUUGUACAUUGCAUGAGGUAAUGGUUAUUAUUUUUUUAUCCUAAAAAUAAAUACAUUUUGGCUAUGACAAACUCAUUAAUGAGUUUCUUUUAUAUGUGUGUGUGUAUAUAUAUAUAUAUAUCUGAAAUCCUUGCUACGUUAACUGACAACAACUACUUAGCUUGUGGGGAAGUUUUCACAUGUAAGUAUAGAACGAAGAUUUCAAAGACUUGCUUUAUUUCUGUUAGUUGGUUGCUUGUUCCUAUACUCUCCCCUUUUAAUUAAAUGUGCUUAUGUAUUACAUUGAUGUCUGAAAAAAUAAAUCCAAUUUAGAAUAUUGUAUUCA